GCAGCAUGACGCAGUUUAAACCCAUGAGAACAUUCUGGUGGGAUUUAUGCAGCGCUGCUAUGAUUAUCGGGGCCUGUUGUGCUCGGAUGAUGUUUAUGUGUGCAGAGGCGGCCUGGGUUUAAGUGGGGGAAGGCCCAAAUAGUAGGGAUUAUUGCCUGACUCUCCCUCUCUUAGCCUAUUUUCCAGCAUCAGCUUCAGUCCCUGACGCAGUUCUGACCGGCAAACAUGAGCACAGCAGGUGUUCAUCGAGGAUUCCUCAGAAAAUACGGGGGCUUCAUGUUCAAGCAGUGGAAGGAGAAAUACCUCGUUCUUACUGGGGAGGGAAGCCUGCUGGUGUGCCGGGAUGCAGAGUCCCCCCCAGACCAGGUGGUGGCGCUACAAACCAACUGUGAGUCGAUUGCUGAGGGACGAGAAAUCCUCGACCUGCCCAGGUUGCCCCCAGGGGGCCGGAGGGAUUGCUGCUUUGCCCUCAUCCUGCCACAGAACAAGUUCCUGCUGCUUCUGUCCGACAGCCCUGACGACUGCAGUCUUUGGCUGAAGCUGAUCAGGAAAGUGAGAGAGGGUAUGAUGUCACCCCUGAUCCUUCAGAGACAACAAAGCUUCAGUCCCUGCAUCACAGAUAGAGAGCCUCUGCCCGACUCAUCCAGUGAUAAAGACCCCGGCUCACCCAGGGUUGCUGGUGCGACGCCCCCUCUGUCCUGGGUCCCUGAGAGGGGCGGCUCAUUGAGAGACAGAAGGCAAGCUGCUGCACCGCGGCAGCCUCUGCGGAGCGCCUCCAUCGCCCCGCCCCACCGUGUCUCUGAUUGCCUUCGCCAUGGCAACAGCAGUGAUGCCCGGGCGGUGAGGGCGGUGUGUUUGCUGAUGGGUGGGGCGGCGGCCUCGUCCGCCCUGGGCUACCUCAGCUCCUGCUCCCCCACCUCCUCGCUGGCCGCCGGGGCCCCGGAGAUGGGCCAAGGCUCGGGGGCCUUCUCGGAUCUGCCGACGGGAGGCUCCUUCCACGCCUGCGGCCAGGACGUCGACCCCCAACAUUUCAACAGCUUCGACUUCGAAGCCGACUCCGACUUCGACGCAUUUGAUUGCGGAGGAUUUGCCUUUUGAUUGCGAGCAGAAAGCAAAAGGAAAAACUGUCUAAAUGGCCAGUUUUCACAGCAUAAUCUCUUUAUCGGUGUUCCUGUGUAAUACGAGGUCGUUGCUAAUUAAUUAUUUAAUUAACUUUACAUCUGAUGUAUAAAUUAAUGAAGGUGUUCUUCCUGGCUCCGCGCCCCGUGCUCCUGAGGUAAAUAAUUAAUGGUCUUGACUCUGCUGAACACUGAAAGUGUGUGUUGUUUCACUCUUUCAAUGCCACCAACUGGCCUGACAUUAGCAGGGCGAGACAUUUGACUCCAGACGUACAAAACCACCUUCAUGAGAACAUUUCAUCUCCAACCUGUUACUAUCAGUGGUCUUUCCUCACUUGUUUUCUUGUAACUGUGUUAACGUACUACCGUGCUGACGUGAUCUACAAACUCCCGUUUACAUUUUCACCUGAUUUGGUCAGAAGACCCUUUACCCACAGUGGGCACAAGGAUUUAUCGCUGAAUGAUGGAGAACUGUAAAUAAACCCUACAACUACGGCGA
Fundulus heteroclitus (mummichog) is the source of this 1617-nucleotide messenger RNA. RefSeq lists its product as uncharacterized. NCBI's taxonomy places the organism in Eukaryota, Metazoa, Chordata, Actinopteri, Cyprinodontiformes, Fundulidae. Gene Ontology annotation, biological process: regulation of cell differentiation. The record is from RefSeq and is a predicted model, not a curated record. Bases 226 to 1098 code for a protein of 290 amino acids. Gene Ontology annotation, cellular component: membrane. The transcript has 5 exons.